CUCCAUCGAGCAGGGCGUCACCUCCACAUGUGCGGCUGCGGCACUGCUUUGAAUUUCUUCCCACAUCUUGCCCAAUAAUCCAAGCUACAAGCCUGUUGCCUGUUUUUCUUCUACAACAACCGGCGUUGGACUCUUAAACGACACACCAGACUCUCUCGUUCCGGUUUGGUUCUCAGAUCCGCAAGUCGAUUCAUCAGGGGCGGGCUGCAUCAACACCACCCACAAUGCGGUCCACGGCACUCUUCCCUGGCCUCCUCUUCGGAAGAGGCAUGUGCUAUGUUGUCGACAGCGAGGACCAAAUUCGGCUUGGUUCUAAUGCAGUUACAGAGUUGUACAGCCCUCAGGAACUUGGACCCUCGUACCCAAAGGCCGAUGUGCCUCCCCCUCCCCCGCCGGAACCCAUCACCGUGACAGAGCUCCCGUUGCCUCCGGUCACUGCGGACGAGAAUGUCGGCGGCUGCACCCAGGAGAUCAACCCUCGUGGAACGGGGUGCAUCGGCGUAUCGCCCACUCUCCAGAACGGAGACUUCCUACCCGACGACCUCCACGUCAUCGCCUCAGUGAACUUCACCGGCGCCCCUGCCGCCCCGGACCCGGCCAGCAUAUACAGCGGGCUGCAAUUGAUCAUCGUCAAGACCGACGGUACCACCUUUCCCAACGGAGACCCGUGGAAGUGCGUCACCUGCGGCGUCCCGGAAGAGAACCAACUCAGACGGACCGACCAGCUCGACUACCCCCAGGCUUUCGGCGACGGCAAACGCGUGCUGGCCGGUCCGCACAUCAUUGAGUGCUCCUCUAACCUUGCGAGCGAGACCUGCACGCCGGAUCGAGUCCGCGUCUACCCGAUUCGCUGGAACACGGCCGCGGACGGCUCGGGCCCGGGAGGACCCAUCAGGGAACUACGGAUCCAUCCGGGCAACGAGCACCUUGGCUUCAGCUCCUUCACGUUCGAUUCCGGCAAGGUUGGCCAGUUUUCAUACAUUGGAAGGCUGGCCUUCAACCCGUCGCCCACCACCGGCGAGCCGAUUGUUCCUCGUUAUGACCUGGAAAACGUCAACAUUUUGCUGGAGCCGAAUGGCAAGGCCCCAAUCGAUGUCGACGAGGCAGACGACACUCAGCUCCGGAUCAACUACGAUGCCAUCACCGUCGGUGAGCUGCGCGGCUUCAGUGGGUCGGGGAAAGAAGUCACGUACAUCGGGUACCCGGCCGAGUCAUCCAACAUGGACGUCUUCGCCAUCCAUCUCGCCACCGGGAACAUACGCCGGCUGACAGCCCACCCGGAGUACGUCGACCCCGUCGACAUCUCGCCCGACGACCAGUGGACGGUCGCCAUGGACACCCGCGGCACAGGCAGACAAAUGUUCAUGGCCGGCCUGCGGGGCAUACCGCCCCUGACGGACCUGUUGACCGCCAGCGCCGUCUCGUCGGCGAGGAACAACGGCAAGCGUCGCUUCUUCCAACCGUGGCUGAUCGACGCCCACGGCGACCGCGGCUCCUACAUCGGACAGCAGAUCAACGCGGAGGGCAGCGGCGUCCCCGGCAGCGGCGCCAUCAACGACCCCGAGUGGAACGGCCGCGCCGACCCAAAGUGGUCCAACGACGGGACGCGUAUCGUGUAUUAUCAGGCGCUGACGACGUCCCCGGACUGCGGCGGGGAGAACCCCUUGCCCUGUUAUCCGUCCACGGCACCGGGCAGCCGCACCGAGCGCAUGAUGCUUGCCCACCUGACGAGCCGGAAGCCCGUGUCGCGGGCCCCUGUCGAGCCUCUCGAGGACACCAUACCCUGGGCGACCCCGUACGUUCCUGGCAGCCAAGUCCCAGUGAGGUCGUUUUCUACCUUUGGGGACUUCACGCUCAAGGGCAAGGUCGGCGGCUGGGCGAACGUCACCAUCACCCCGGGCGUCGAGGACGGGCGUCCGAGGACUGUCGCCGUCAGGUACCACGACUUCUCCGAUGAUGGGGUCAACGUGCUCGUGGGAACGGAAACGGUGACGGUGACGAACCCGACGCCGACGCUGGAGAGCGUCGACUGGUUCUCCGACCUCGUUCAGACGGGGCCGAACAACGGCACCAAGAGGACGAGCGUGGACGGCUUCCAUCUGGAUAUCGACAUCAUGAAGAACAUCUUCCGGGCCAGUGGGACGCUGGUCACGACCAUCAACGGCGAGAAAUGGGUGCAGCCGGCGAAUUGCACGUAGACGGGGCGUAGGGGGGCACAAGGGGUUACUAUGUUGGGUCCCAGGAUGGCGUGUUGGUUCCGGGCUUCGAGGAAGAAACGACUUUUGACCGAUCAGUAUUUGAUGAAUCAUCCAUAAAAAAAAAACCGCCCCAAAUCAAUCAAAAGCAUUAUUGUGCCUCUCUGUCGCUCCUCAGGUGUAGCCAGAUCAACUACCCCCUUCUACAUAUCCUGCAAGGCAUCUAUCUAUAUAGGGGGAAAACCUGCUCACCAUUCGACGAAUCAGUGGCGGCUGUUGUUAGGCGGUCAUGUCGUUCGCAUGCGGUGCCCUCAUCCAUGGAUCGUGUAGGUGAUC
Colletotrichum destructivum is the source of this 2531-nucleotide messenger RNA. Its product is annotated as Putative six-bladed beta-propeller, TolB. The record is from RefSeq and is a predicted model, not a curated record. The coding region runs from base 225 to 2198 and encodes 657 amino acids. The transcript has a single exon. NCBI's taxonomy places the organism in Eukaryota, Fungi, Ascomycota, Sordariomycetes, Glomerellales, Glomerellaceae.